Molecule: messenger RNA, 3050 nt
Organism: Helianthus annuus (common sunflower)
Lineage: Eukaryota; Viridiplantae; Streptophyta; Magnoliopsida; Asterales; Asteraceae
Exons: 4
Coding region: 3-3050 (1015 amino acids)
Source: RefSeq, a predicted model, not a curated record
AGAUGAGCCCACCCGGGAUGGUGAGGGUGCGGCACUUCGAAUUCCUGUGCCGGUCUCAUGGCAUUGAGCCAUCGGUAGAUAAGUUUCGUGCUUUCUACCAGUUGCAGAGAACGAUGGGGUUCUUCUCGUUUGCGAGCCGAGGUGCGGCGAAGAAGAUUCUGCUGAAUCCUCCUAAGAGUUUCCACGAUUGGAAACCCAAGUUCUUCUUCAUCAGGGAAGAAGUUUUGCCAAUCGCUAUGCCUUUUAGGGAAUGGACUGAGGCCAUACCCAAGGAAGAUCUCCCGAUCCCGAAGACUGCUCGGUGGUACCAGCAGCUAACCCCAACCCCUAACCGGGUGUUUGGGGAAAGUGUUUUGGUUGCUGCUAAGAUGAGUGACCAGUGGUCACCUAGCAGCAAGGAGGUUCCGGUCUUGAAGAUCGGUGAUCAAGAAGCGCAACUCUAUCAAGCUGCCUUCUCCACGUUUGGUGGCUCCAUGGGCGUUCGCCCAGUGCGCGAUGAUGAAGAAAGCUGGUAUGACCAGAUUAAAGGAAACUUCAUGUUUCCAGCUGCUGAUGCUUUCGCUUCGCCGCCAACUGCUACUGAAGGUGCGCAAUACCCAAAACCUCGUCCAUUGCGCUCUGUGACUCUCGUUGGGAAAGAAACUUUCUAUCUUUCCAGCGAGGAGUCUGUAGGUUCUUCCAACGGCGAGCUAAGCUCUUGGUCUGAAAUCUUUGCAGGUGUGUUGCGCGACCUGGGGAUUGACCCCGAGGAGAAGAAGAAAAAGCCGGUGAAGAAGAAGAAGAAGGUGGAGCCUGAGGUGACCAGUAAGGGCACCGGCCCUAGUCGCGCAACAUCUGCUGCUGUCAAAGGUACUCUUCGCCUUCGUCAACGUGAUUUAGGCGACUAUGUGAUAAUCAGUGACUCAUAUGAAGGUUUAUCACAUGCAGCUAAGGGGAAAACUGGUGCUGGUGGGUCGAAGAGUUCUGGGAGCGCGGGUUCUCGCAACCCUGAAGCUGGCGCGACUCCGUCUUUCCCAGAGGAUGAAGAAGUAGAAGAGGAAGAUGCUGGUGCCCGGCUUAUUGGGCGGAAGAGGGGUAGGAGCGAAGCCACGACUGGUGUGGCUUCCGCCCCUACGUCUGCUGUGAUUCCCGUUGUUGGGAAAACGAGCAAGCUGCGCUCGUUAUACAAAUUUUCUCCUGGUAAGUUCUUCGCUUCUCUUCUUAAUACUUUUCUCUUUACUCAGAUGCUCUUGCUUUAUUUUUCAGAAAUCAAGAAGAAGACCCCUGAGAAGGGUGUCACGUUUAGUGAGGCUGGGGUAAAGAGGCCCAAGAUUACCGUCAAGUCCACUGACACUGCGGCUCAGGAUGCCGCGAAGGCUGCUGAGGCGCAGCGAAAGGUGGAGGAGGACCGGAAGAGAGAGGGGGAGAAGAAGAGAGUUGUGGAGGAGAAGAGAAAGAAAGAAGAAGAGAGGAAGAAGGUAGAGGAGGAGAGAAAGAAAAAGGAGGAGGAGGAGAGGAAGCAGAGGGCGGAGCAGGAGAGGUUGGCUGAAGUGGCGAGGAAGCAGGCCUUGGAGAAGGAGCUAUCGGCGAAAAAGGCUAUGGAUCAGCCUCUUAAACCUCCAGGCCCUGAGGUCACCAAACCAACCAACACUGGUCCUGUUAUUACUUCCAAGGGUUCCAGCCGCUUCUCCUCAACCGGCGCGAGCUCUGGUGGAGCUGGGGGUUAUAACCCCAAUGUGAUAGGUGCGAAGGACACCGUUGGGGACAUUUACUACAAAACUUACACCGAAGAAGAGCGUGGGGACGCUCCUCAUCAGGCCCCCUGGAGUUUAAAACAGAAAGAUACUUUCAUCGAGUUCAGCCCUGGGCGCGAGUGGUUCCUGAACUCCUUUACACCUGCUGAAGUCCACCGGCAAAGGGCGAAACCUCACGAAAUGUUGUAUCGUACUUAUAUUCUUGGUGAGGCCAACGCUCGUGCUGCCAACCAUCAAAUAGUUCGCGAAUGGCGAACGAUGGUUAGGGAGCGUGCCGACUGGGAGGCUUAUCGCGAGCGUAUGCUGAAACGUAUCGCUGAAUUCGAAAAAUCUAAAACCGCGUUUGGUGAGGAGAGAGCCAAGUUCGAGGCUGACAAGAAGGCUGAAGAGUGGGGCCGCGAGGGGCUGCAGAAAAAACUCCACAAUGUUGAGGAGCAACUGGCCAAGGAGAAGGCCGAGUUUAAGCGUAUAUGCGCCCAAGACAACGAUCGUGCUUAUGCGCUACGACAGAAGAUCGUUGAUCUUGAGGCUAAAGUUGCGGACUUGACCUCAAAGGUGGAGGAAGCGCAGGGUGAAAGAGCUGCCAAGCAGCAGAUGGAGGUUGAGCUGACUGAAGCCAAGGUGCAAUUGUCCAACAAGGACAAGGAUCUCCACGCCAAGGACGUUGAGAUUGCGGAACUCAAACGUCGCUUGAAUGAGCAAAUCGACAGAUGCGAGUCUUUGGAGAUUGACCUUGAGGCUGAGAAGGUCAAGGCUGCUGAUGCUGAGGAGGCGCGUGCUGUCAGCACUGCUGCGCUUAAUGUGGCCCAGACAAACUACUCCGAGACCCAAGGCAUCGUUGAUACGCUUGUCUCGGAGGCUGAAUGGAUGCGCACUCGAGGAGUAGUGCUGGUUGCCAACUCCAUCCUGAAUGCGAGCGAGCUAGACCGCGCCGUAGCGGCUCUGACAGAUGCGGCGCGUGCGGUGGGUCAUCGGGGAGGCUACCUGGAGUGUGCCGAUCACGUUGAGCAGAUGCUUGGGCAGGAAUUUGACAUAAGUCAUUGCUCAGUGACGGAACAUGCUGAUGCUGCACUGGCAAGCGCUGAAAGCUCCUAUGACAACCUUUCCUUGCCUAUCAUGGAGUUGGUUGUUGAGUCGUUGAAGAAAGACGACUGGUGCCAGCGUCUUAAGGCGGUCCUCGAUCCACCAGUCACCGUCGAGUUGUCCGACGAAGAGCCAGUUGGUGAUGAUGGCGGUGAUGGUGAUGAUGAUGGCGACGAUGAUGAUGGCGAAGAUGACGGCAACGAUGAUGAUGGUGAUGAUCGCCGCGAUGAAUAG